Molecule: messenger RNA, 1287 nt
Organism: Lycium ferocissimum
Lineage: Eukaryota; Viridiplantae; Streptophyta; Magnoliopsida; Solanales; Solanaceae
Product: AT-hook motif nuclear-localized protein 17
Exons: 1
Coding region: 285-1097 (270 amino acids)
Cellular component (GO): nucleus
Molecular function (GO): minor groove of adenine-thymine-rich DNA binding; DNA-binding transcription factor activity
Source: RefSeq, a predicted model, not a curated record
UCAUUGCCUAAUUUCUUCUCUUCCCUUCCCACCCAAACAAAACCAAACACAAUUUUCUUCUAUUACAUACAAUCAUUACUUCUUGUAUUAUAUAUUCAUUUACUCUUUGAAGUCUCUCUCUAUCCAUUUCCUUAUCUUCUUUCUUCUUCAUUGUUUAUGUCAUUAUAUGCCCAUUUGCCCAUAUAUAAUUGAUAUACAUCCAAUCCAAUCAUCUCUCUCAUUUUUUCUACAUACAAAUAAAGAAAUUUGUAAGCAAAAUAAAAUAAAAUUGUAUUGAUAAGAAAAUGAAAGGAGAAUAUGUAGAAGAAAGAAAAAACCAUGCUAAUAAUAGUAGUACUCCUAGCAAUAUCUAUAAGUUUGCUAAGCCUCAUCAAACACAAAAUUUCCAACACCACCACCAACAACCGCCGCCACCGCCUUCCUCCACCGCCAACGACGGAGCCACCAUCGAGGUUGUCCGACGUCCACGUGGCCGUCCACCCGGGUCAAAAAACAAACCCAAACUCGCACCCCAUUUCAUCGUAACAGCUCGUGAUGAUCACGUGGAAAAACCCACCAUGAGUCCUUAUAUUCUUGAAAUUCCAACAGGGGUUGAUGUUAUCGAUUCGGUUUAUCGGUUUUGCAGUAAACAAAAUACGGGGCUCUGUCUUCUUAACGGGUCUGGUACAGUUACAAAUGUUACACUUAAGCAGCCUACAAUUAAUAAUGUUAUUACCUUGCAUGGGAUUUUUAAUAUUCUAUCAAUUUCAGCUACAAUUGUUACACAAAGUAUUUCGAGAGUCGUUCCAAAUGGAUUCAGUAUUUCGCUAGCUGGACCACAAGGUCAAGUUGUAGGUGGGGCUGUUAUUGGGCCUCUUUUAUCGGCUGGGCCUGUUUAUUUAAUUGCUGCAAGUUUUAAUAAUCCUGUUUAUCAUAAGUUUACGGCAGAGGAGGAGGAGGAGGAGGAUGGUGGUCAGUCGCAACAGGUGGCAGUGUCUGGCGGCGGAGAUAGUGGGCAUCCACCGGAAUCAAACGUGCAUGAGUAUUGUUACAGUUCUAAUCAGUUGCCAUCAGAUGUGAUAUGGGCACCCACCGCUAGACAACCACCACCUUAUUAAUGUAGGUCGUAUUCAGAAUUUAAAGUUUAUAAGUUCAGACUCAAAUUUGUAUCACAUGUCAUUAGUGACUUAGUGGAUUUGAAACAUGUUAUUUUUAAUUAUUUAGCAUAUAUUUAAAAUAUAUUAAGUUUAAGUCAAAGUUACUGAAGUUCACGGUAUGAAAAAAGAAGAAGAGACUUGAGAUUUCUUA